Bursaphelenchus okinawaensis is the source of this 12704-nucleotide messenger RNA. The record is from the annotation of a GenBank genome assembly. Lineage: Eukaryota; Metazoa; Nematoda; Chromadorea; Rhabditida; Aphelenchoididae.
AUGGGUAAGACCCCACAAACUCCGUCGACCAGCGCGCAGGCUAGCCCCGUGCCAAUGGAUCGACCAGUCAAGAUCGCCGACAAAAAGGGCAGGAAUGUAAGAAUUUGAAGAAUUUUAGAAGAUCUUGGGGUUUUAGGCCCUUAUUUUGAGUUUCAGGCUUAAUUGUGAUGUUCAAGCAUAAAUUUUUAUUUUUUAGGUGAUAAAUUAGGUUUUUUUUUAAAUUUUAGGUAACAACUUAAAGUUUUUAUUAUUUUUUAAGUAAAGUAAAUUGAUUUUCAACUAUUUAGGUAUCAAUUUUAAACUUUUCUGCUUUUUAGAUAUAAAUUAUUGUUUUUUUCAAAAAUUUUUUUUAUAAAAAUGUUCUCAGACGUAUUUUACCACAAUAAAAAUCUAUAUAUAACCUUAUUUUAGCUUGGCCCAUCCGAUUUUCCUCAUUUACUUGAUUUGGGCACGGAUGUGAGUGCCAAAUUCAAAGGCGCCUUCUGUGAAGCGCGAGUAAUGGAGAUCGAGACGGAAACCGUCGAAAUUCGAGUGAGUUUAUAAAAUUUCAAUUUUUUUUUGUUUUUAGAUGUCUUAGAGAUCAAGCUGUCUAAUUUGGUACCUAAUUUAAGGUUUAUUUGUCGAUUUUGUAUAAAAUGGCCGAUUUAUGGCCGAAAGAAGAAUAUUUGUUAUCUAAAAUAAGGUUUUUGAAAAGUUCUUGCUCUAAAUUUACUUUUUGGUUGAUAAAAUUACAUUUUUGUUGAUUUUUGUUACCUAAAAUACUAUUUCAAUUUUUUUUACAUUUAUAUGAUUUUACUAAAUUUUGUUACCUAAAAUGUUACUUUUGAUCAUAUACCGGCUAAAAAUUACUUUUUCAUUACGUUUUUUUUACCUAAACCUCACUUUUUGACCAAUUUUUACCUUAUAACCACUAUAAUGCAUUACCUCCUUCUAGGUGAUACUAAAAGACCAGCCUUUCGUCGAGUACAUGGUAACCCCACGCCUGGUGCGUGGCAAAAUCGCCGUCAAUGAGCCGGUUGUCGUGUAUUUCGACGGAAAACUGAUGGAAGCUCAAAUUCAACAUGUCAAGGACCUGAGUAGGUAUCGAGUGGUCUUCAACGAUGGAGACGAGAAGUCGUUGAGGAGAAGUCAGAUGGUACUGAAGGGAGCGAAGCACUUUGAUAGUCAGAUCAACCUGGACAACUUGCCAUUGGACAAUCCGGAUCGGAACUCUUCGGCGUAGGUUUUUUGGUUGUUUUUGUUGAUGUUUAGGUAUGAAACUGAAGUGGUUGGAGGUCAAUAUUGUAGGAAGGAACAGUCUGAGGCGUUCUAAGGUUACUAGUUAAAAAAGCUAAAGUUUAGGUAACAAAUAAAUAAAUUUUGGACUAAAAUUUUAAUUUUUUGUGAUUUUAGGUAACAGUUUUUAAUUUGUAGUAAGAAAAUUGAAUUUUUUGGUUGAUUUUUGAAGUUUAGGUAUUAAAACUUGUUUUUCAUUAAUAUUUUAAGUAAGACAGUAGGAUUUUCUGGUUAUUUAGGUAUUAAAAUUUGGUUUUUGGCUUUUGUAAAGAAAGUUCUUGCGAUUUUUUGUUUUGUAAAGAAAGUUAUUGCCAAUUUAUGUUUUGUAGAGAAAGUUAUGGCCAAUUUAUGUUUUGUAAAGAAAGUUCUUGCUAUUUUAUGUUUUGUAAAGAAAGUUAUUGCCAAUUUAUGUUUUGUAGAGAAAGUUAUGGCCAAUUUAUGUUUUGUAAAGAAAGUUUUUGCAUCUUUAAUCAAACCCUAUAUUUUUUCGAUUUUUCGAACUUGCGACGCUUUUUAAUAGCCUAAAGGCACAUUUUGUAAACUUUUUAAAUUUUUUUUUAAUUUUAAAAUUUAAAAAAUUGAAGAAACUGUUUUCAGUGACAACAUGGACCUAUUCCUAGGCACCUCGCGCUCGAUAACCCGCCAACUCAAAGCCAUUUACCAAGGGGUGGAUCCGGAUAUGGCAGACAGUCCCAAAUCCUCAAUCCGCCAACAAACCCAAUCCGACCGGUCGACUUCGGACGCAUCGGAAACGGACAAUGACACCAACACAAGCUCAACAUUAAGUCGACCGAAAAAGAAGAAACUGAAGAGACAACGGUCGAUUCAACAACUGUCAGUGCCGAGAAAGAGGGUCAAGAAAGGAAGGGAUUCGUCGGAUGACAGUGAUCUGUCGGAUUCUGAUAGCACGACGCGGACACCGAAGAAGAAGACUAGGAAUCUUGGAUUGAGUAGCAAACAGUAAGUUUUAAUAAGGACGUUUUGUAGGGUUUUUUUGCAUAGUACAGGUUAAAAAUGGCAUUUUAUAGACAAUGGGGGUAGGGAAGGAUUUUUGAAUUGGCUCAGGGGAUGGAAAAAUAUGAAAAAUAGGGGCUUAGGUAUGAACAUGACAUUUUUUUGUUUUGUAAAGAAAGUUUUUGCCAUUUUGGUUUUUUAUAAAGAAAGUUCUUGCUAUUUUUUGAUUUGUAAAGAGUUCUUGCUUAUGGGUUGAAAAGGAAGCUUUUUUAAUUCUGUUAUUUUGUAAAGAAAUUUCUUGCAGUUUAAGGUUUUUUAAAUAGUUUAAACGUAUUUUACAAAAAAAAUAUGAAAUGAAAAAUUUUAAAAUUAAAAACUUUCAGUGAAUCAGAAGACUCAUCCACCCCCGCUCGCGAAAUCAAAAAAGAGAAAAAAAAGCACAAGCCCUCUAGUAGUACCGAAUUCGCUGAAGGAGUACUAAUAAUGGGUCGAUUGAAGUUCGAAAAGAAGACAGCCGCCUUCUUUGGCAUUGUCAUCUCACCAUCAGCCUACAUCGAAGCCGAAGAGGAUCCAAGGCCGCCAGAACCCAACGAAUACCCGGUUCGAAUACUACCUGAUGGCAAAGUGUAAGUUCGUAUUGUUUUUGAAGGAGUUUUUGAUGUUUAGGUAACAAGUUUGAGGAAAGGAGGGAUUUUCGGGUUUUGGAAAGAAAGUUUUUGCAAUUUGAAGCUUUGUAAAGAAAGUAUUUGCCAUUUUUUGUUUUGUAAAGAAUUUUUUUGCUAUUUUAAAACAAAAUACUUUAUGUUUUGUGUAGUGCAGACUGCGGGUGACAAGUUAUACGAUGGGUACCGUUUUUAAAAAUUUUUUUGUGUUUUGCAAAGAAAGUUCUUGCCAUUUUUUAAUCUGUAAAUAAAGCUUUUUAUAAUUUUGCAACGUAUUUUACCUUACUCUCCAUUAUUUUAGUAAGCUCUUCCGCCAAUCUCAACUAGAAGUCUUUGAUGCCGACCGCAUCCCCCUAGAAGAACUCGGUGCCAAACUCAAACGAAGCUACGAGCUGGCCAUGAAAUACGCGAAAAUGGGCCAAUUGCCGGAGGACUGGUCCGAGGAGUGGAUCUUCGGCCCAAUGAGCAAAUCCCGAAAAGCGGUCCGAAAGCGAAAACUUUCCGACCAGUCGAUUGGCAGCUUCAAGGAAUCUCAAAAAUCAACCAAAGAUUCCAAGGAAAAAGACACGCCCCCACUCAAAACACCCAAAGACACCGACAAAGCGGGUCAAAAAGAAAUGGCAGAGAAGAAGAAGGAACAGCGGGAACAGUUCUAUACCAAAUUGGAAAAGUUUUUCGAGAAAAACGACAAAACUUUAACGACAGCACCCAUUCUAGCCUCAGGCGACACGCUGGACCUAUUCCAACUGUUCCGAUUGGUCAGGAAGAAGGGCGGUGUAAAAGAGAUGAACAAGGCGGCCUGGACUGGCUUCACCGAAGUAAUGGGCAUCAAAGGAGUGAUCAGUGGGGAACAGCUCAGAGAACAGUACAUUAAGUACCUAGAGGGAUUUGAGACAACAUUGAAGUACAAAAAGGACCCGGUGUGGACGGGAGAGAAGGAAAAGGUAGGGGAAUAUUAGUUUUGUUAAAGGUUUUAGGGGUCUGCGAAGAAAAAAAUGGCAUAUUAAAGAAUUUUAAGCGUCUGGGAGUGGUAAAAAAUAAGUUUUUAAAGAAUUUUUAGGGUCUGAAAGGGGUAAAAAUGAGAUUUUUAAAGAGUUUUAGGGGCGUGGAAGGGGUAAAAAAAUGAUUUUUUUUGAAAAUUUGUGAAUAGCUUGGACAGUAAAAUGAUUUUCUUUGGAAAAAAAAUUUGGGCGUGGUAAAAAUUUUUUUUUAUUUUGGGGGUGGAUCAGAUAAAAAUUUACUUUUUGAAGCUUUAGAGGUCAGGGAGCGCUUAAAAAUGCGGUUUUUUGUGUUAAAAAAGUUGGGCGGGGUAAAAAAAUUUUUUAAUUUGGGGUGGAUUAGAUAAAGGUUUAAGCAACGGGGAUUGAGUAAAAUUGAGUUUUUUGUGCUAAAAGUAAAGUAAAAUUUGGGCGGGGUAAAAUAUUUUAAAAAAAGUUUUGGGGAUAUAAGAGAAAGAAAACAUUAACGUUUUUUGAAAUUAGUGGUAAAAGACAAUAUAAAAUGAGAGUUAUAAUUUAAAAAUAAUUUUCGUUACCUAAAAAAAUCUUAUUUUUUGAUAAUUUCAGAAGCAACGAACCUCAUCUGUCUCCUCAACCUCAAGGUCCACAAUCUCAACCUCUCCAAGCAAAAAGCUCUCUUCCACAAAGUCCCAAACGCCAUCGGUCGAUAAAUCUGGAAAAAAGCUGCAAAAACCAGAGAAGCUAGACAAGAAAACUAGCCAUUCCGGCACAAGAAUACCUCCACCAACGGAUCUAGAUGAAGAAGAUGGUCACGUCCCCGCCGACAUCUUUUCUCAACUGGUCGAAACACGGCACGUCCGAGCAGCACAUUACUCACGGUUCUAUUCGGCACGAGUUGUGGAUGCUCGCCGUGUACCAACCGAUGUUAUCCUUAGGGUUUUGACCAAAAUCGUGGCUCAAAUCAAAGAAGGUGAAGGAGAUGGGGAUAAAGGACAGAAUGUUAAGGAUGACAAGACGAAAUCAGGCCAGGGGGUGAAGGACGAGAAGCUUAAGGCAGGUCAAGGCUCAAAAGAUCAAAAAAGUGGCCAAGAAGCCAAGCAUGGAGCUGUUUUGAAAAAGGAGGAUUCCAAAGAUUUUGAAGCUUCUACAAGCACAAAAGAUAGUCACGGUAGUCAAGAAGGGUCGAGUGAUGACAAAAAGAAUGGCAGAGACAAGUUAUCUAUGCUCAAAGAACCAAAAGCGACCGUCAAAGAUCAAAAAUCGACCUUAUCGUCGCCUCAGAAGCAAGAUCCUGAAUCAGAUUCACCAUCGAAGCUAGAAGCCUUAGAAGGUCAGAAGACGAAUCUGAAGAUCACCGAUCCAUUGCACGUUGAAGCCCUGGAAGAGCUGGGCCGAAUCACCAUGGUCUUUGUCCACUACAACGGCUGGAACGUUCGCUACGACGAGUGGGUAACGCUGGACCGGCUGAAGGUGACCCCAGAAACAAGAAAACAGUCCAUGCUGGCACUGAGAACCAACUACGACUUCCCAUUGGAUGUACUGGAAGCCGUGCACGAGUUCUACGCCAACCGAAGACUGACCGAGAACGCCUACAAUGCCAGGUAUCUAGAGAGCUCAGACGAAGAGGAUGUGAAUAUGCAUGCCAAGAACAAGAAGAAAAUCACUCCUCAGGCGAUAAAUCACGAAGCCUUGAGGCCGGAGCUAAGAGCCUUCCUGUACGAAGACGAAGGCUACGGAAUUCCAGAUGUAAAGCCAGAGAAGGUGGAGAAGGACGCCUUCGAUGACAUUCCAAAUCAUGAACUUGCCGCCGCGAACAUGAUCAUAUCAGAGAGUGAAGCUCAUCGUGGAAAGAAUAAAUCGACCAAGAAGAGCAAAGAUUCACCAAAAUCGACCGAUAAGACAAAAGAAGCAGUUAGAGCGGUCGAAAAGGCAAAAGAAAGCCAAAAAGUGGUUGAUAAAUCUAAGGAAUUGAUGAAAACGACUGAUAAAUCGAAGGAUCUGGCAAAAUCAGCUGAUAAAACGACCGAAAAAGAAAAGAAACAAUCAAAAGAAGAAGCGGAGAAAGAAAGAAAACAAAAAGAAGACAAAACAGAAGCCAGAGAACGAAGAAACACGCUGAAAGAACGACCAGAAGCCAAGGAUUCAAAGGGAAAAGAUGAGAAAGAAGCUGGUAAAAGAGAUGAUAAGGAAGGUGGUCGAAGAGAUGACAAAACAGAAUCCAGAAAAGAAGCCUCAGGCCCAGAAGCCAGGGAAAGAAGAAACACUCACGAGAAGCACGAUCGACUUCAGAAGCAAGAAAGCGGCGAAAAAGAGAAGACCAGCAGACAUCGUGCUGAAUCUAGCCAUGAAAAGGGUGCUUAUGAUGAUAAGAAGGGGCAUAAUGAUGAUAAGAAAGGUCAAGAUGAAGAUAAAAAGGGACAUAAUGAAGAGAAAAAGGCUCAGAAUGAAGAAAAGAAGUCACAUAAUGAAGAAAAGAAAGCUCACGAUGAAAAGAAAAACGAAAAACGUCUUCAGAAGCAACAAAGCACGGAGAAGUUUGAAGAAAGAUCAUCUCAAAAGGCCAAAGAUGAUAAGAAAUUAGACAAAAAACAAGCACAGAAGACAGAAAAGAAGGGUAAAGAUGAAAAAGAUGAAGAUAAGGAUCAAAAACAACUAAAGGGCAAAGAGGAAAGAGAAAAAGCUAGGGAUGAUAAAGAAAAAGCCAAAGAUGAUAAGGAAAAGAGCAAGGAUGAGAAGGAAAAGAACAAAGAUGAUAAGGAAAAGCAAAAAGAUGAUAAAGAAAGAAGGAAAGAAGAGAAGGCAAGAACGUCAUAUAGCUUGGCUAAAGAAAAGACCCCAAGAAGUAUAUCCCCAACUAAAAGUCGCUACAGUCCAGCCAAAGAUCGUUCUCAAAAGGCAGUGUCCGAGAGAGAAAAGGCUUCUGAUAAAGAAAAGGCUACUGAUAGGGAAAGAACUUCAGCGUCAGAAAGUGGAAAAGCUUCUGAUAAGGAAAGAGCUUCAAUAACAGACAAAGAAAAGAGCCCCAGCAAGGACAAGAAGCACAAAGAAAAGAUGGAAAAGAAGGAGAGAAGGCAAGAGAAGGAGCAUGAAAAGAAGAAGAGACAUGAAGAAAGGCGAAAGGAUGAUGAUAAAGGCAGAAAAGAUGAUGAUAAAGGCAGAAAAGGUGAUGAUAAAGCUAGAAAAGAUGAUGAAAAAGAACGACGAAGAGCUGAAAAACGAAAAUUAUCAGAAGAAAAACGAGAAAAAGAACACAGAGAACGAAGAGAAACAGAAACUUCGGAUGAAUCUGACCGUAAACGAGAGAAAAAGGAUUCAGAAUCCAGAAGUGGUCACGAUAAAUCGAGAAAUGCUUCAGAAAAAGGUCAAAAUGUACCUGAAAAUGCUAAGAAUCAAGCUGAAACCGCCAAGAAUCAGCCUAAAAGCACAUCAGAAAGAUCAAAGAUUCAAAGCCAAGAAUCCUCAGAAUCCAUGUCAUCAGAAUCUACCCGAUUCAGAAGUUCAAGGCCUUCACAUAAAGACGAAUCAGCCAUCAUCGAGCUAUCACAAUAUAACGCGGAUUCUGGUUCGUCGGAAGAAAAGGAUCCGUUAUCAGCGCUGAAUGACACGAUCAACUCUGUAGCACAUCAAAUCGGCCUAGAUAGUGGUUCGGCUUCUGGAUCAAAGGCUGGAUUUGAAGGUAGUGGCUCUAGAAUUCAGUAUGAUGCACCUUCUGGAGCUAGAAGUCAGUACGAUGGAGCUUCUGGGUUAAGAGGUCAAUAUGAUGGAGCUUCUGGCUCCAGAAAUCAAUUUGAAGCCACAUCAGGUCCUUCAGCAUCCACUCUGAAGUUUGACGGUACCAGCCAUAAACUUGGAUACGACAGUACCAGCAGCACUAAAGCUGGCUAUGAAAGUACCAAAACCUCUCCAGAAUCUAGCUUCAGGAGCCAAGCACCAAGCGAAAUCCCACCACCUCAGUUCUCACCAACUCCACAGUCAGAAUCCUCUUUCAACUAUCUGGACACAACGGCUACAUCCGAGCAGGAUUCACAAAUCGAAGACCCAAUGGAUUCAUCGACCUUCUCCAUGACUUCACAAAGCUCCACGAUGCGAGGAGGCUCAGCGACAAGUGAAUCUUUUGUCAGAAGCGACGCCAAGGGCUUCAGAGGAGAUUCAGCCAUCGCCAGAUCGGAUUCGGAAGCCAUGAAGCAGGAUUCAAAGCUGAGAAGCCAAAAAACGCCGAUGAUGGUACGAACGGAUUCGCUCUCCAGAAUGUCUUUAACCUGGCAAACUGGCACGGAACGACCGAUCUCAGUCAGAAGUCAAGGUUAUUCAGAAUCCGCACAGAAGAAUGUACCGUCGACAAGCAGUUUUAAUGUUGAGGCUACUGAACCGACGAUGAAAAUGGCUUUAAAAGAUAAUGAGAAGGGCUUGAAGGCUACAGAAACAGGGCUAAGAUCGACCGAAAAAGGUCAAAAAGUAAUGGCAGAAGAGCUGAGGUCAACUUCACAAGGCUUCAAAACACUUUUGGAAGCAUCGAAGCUACAGUCAGACGCUUUGAAGGAAUCAGAAGCCCAAAAAUUGGCAUCAGAAUCCGAAAAAUCAGCGUCCGAAGCUCUUAAUUUAUCGUCAUCAACCUUCAAACACCCAGAAUCCGAAGCCAAACUUCAAGAAGCUGAAGCCCGACGUCAAGCUAAAGCUCGUGAGCUAUUUGAGGCCACGAAACGCGACCUCAUGGUACCACUUCACCUCGACAUGAACAUCAAGUCACCCACUCCACCUCUACCUUCACAUAUGUCACGCGACUCUACCGUCACAACCGGCUCCACCUUCUUCGGCCUAAACUCGAACCAAGACGAUAUCCUGGGCCCGGAGGUGAUGCGGCAGUUCGAGAUUGAGCAGAAUCAUUUACCGGUCGAUCCGAUUCAGACCCCGAAGAAUUCGCGGAAGAAGGAUGAAGAUUCACAAAUUACCGGUCGAGACGUACAACAAAUGCUAGUGAAUCUGGGACUAAUUGCACCAAACGCACAAAGGACCAGCAUCCUGUCGACCAACGUUGACACUGGUAGAGGCUUGAAAUUGACAGCAAAUGGUUUAAAUUUGGCUGGAAAUUCAAAUUUGAAUUUGGCGGGAAACCUAAACUUGACCGGACUACCAAUUGGAGCACAAAACUUGAGGUCCGAAUACGAAUCGCCUAGUCAAAGCCAGAAUUUGAGGUCCGAAUACGAAUCGACCGGUCGAUAUCCGAAAAAUAGCUUCAAAGCCGUUACCAGUACCAGCUUGGGACAAGGAGCGAAAAGUGGAAGUCUAAAACAAGAUUCAAGCUUCUCAUCGUACCAAACUUCACAGAACGCUAGGACAUCAGAAUCCGAUGGCUACAGAAUGAGAGGCACAGAAGCUGGUCAGAAUUUAGAAGCUUACACCGUGCAAAAUCCGGAAUUCCAAGCGACAAGAAGUUCAGAAACCAUUGCCAAUAUAACUCAACAACUCGAGGAGGUCAAGAAGCAAGAACUUCAAAUUCAGACCGAGCUACUGCGUCAUCAACUCGUAGCCAAUCAGCUUCAGCUCCAAUUCGCCUCAGGCACCACCCCUCAAAACACAGCCGGCCUGCUACAUCCAGAAUUUGUCCAAGUGUACCAACAAGCCCUAGUACUAGCCCAGACGAGAAGAAAAGACUUGGAACAGCAGCUAGAAUUCCAAAAACUAGCCCAACCUUCAGCCAACGGCAUCUCCAGCCUACUACAACAAACUCAUCUAACCAUUGCCCACUUGGCCGCACAAAGAAGACAACAACUCGAAAUGGCACAACUGGCUAGUCAGCUUCCGACAAGGCAACAACAACUCUUCGCUGGACUGGGCUUGGCUGGAUUGGGUCAGGGAAUGGGUGGAAUUCAAGGAAUGACUAGUCAAAGCCAAGGCACAGCUAACUCUGGAGCUUUGAUGGAACAAAUGAAUAAGUUCUUGAGCUCUGGUCAAGAUAUGGGCGCUUUAAAUGGUCAAAAUGUGCCGAUUUCUGGACAAAAUGUGGCUUUGCCCGGACAAAAUGGACAAAAUAUGACAAGUUUUGCAACACAGAAUGUUGUCAUGCCUUCUGCCCACAAUUCUACUUCGAUUUUUGGCCAAAGUUCAACGGCUUUUCCGCCUCAAACUAGCCAAAAUGCGAACAGAACGGCCGACAAGAACAGCCGGUCAGGCCAACAAAGCUUGAGCAACCUGUUCAACUCAGCAACUUCUCAAAGCAACUUGACCAACUCAGCAACGUCUCAAAGCAAUCUGAGCACCUUGGCCAGCUUAGCCACCCUAGCUCAUCAAACUUCGAACCGAUCCACCCCAACCAACGUCAAUUCAAAUUUAUCCACCCCAGCCCAAAAUUCAACCCAACUUUUACCCCUCCUCAACAACCUCCGCAUGGCCAACGCUGAUCAGGUACGAAUGAGCCUGGUACUGAUCGAACAACAGUACGGCCACGAUAUCGCUCAAGCGGUCCAAGCCGAGUUCGAAGGCCGUCUUCUGAAUCAGCUACUGACAUCGUUGCAAACCACUCCCGCUCCAACUCCGCCACACCCACCCGCCACUCAGAUUGGCGGUCAAAGUGCGUGGAACUUCAGUGGGACUAGUAAUGCACAAACUGUGAUGCAGAUGGAUACUCUUAAUACUAGGUAGGGGUUUUUGAUUUUUUUGAGGGGGGGGGGUCGUUUUUGAAAAAACAUUUUUUGGAGAUUUGGUGUUUUUUAAAUUUUUUUGUAAGGGCAGGGGUAAUUAAAAAAAAUUCUGGGCGGGGUAAUUUUUUGAAAAAAAAAUUAGGGGGGUGUUUUUAAAAGUUGCAUUUUUUAGGGAGAUUGUUACAUAAAAUUUCAAUUUUUGGCAUUUUGCCACUGAAAAAUUGAUUUAUGCUUAAUAUGUAAAUUUUUUGUCGUUUUAUUACCUAAAAAUCUAAUUUUGACCGUUUUUUAUACCUAAAGUUUCAGUUUAACCCCAUCAACUGAUCGCACAGCCACCCCUCGUGACCCAGGAGAUGCCCCACCUAACUCAUCAUCAACUUUCCCUCACUUCACAGUUCAGUUCACCACCCAAUCCCAAGCUCAACCAUCGAAUGUGAGAGCGGAACUUGCGCUGGAACGAGUCACAGAAACCGCCAGAACCAUGGUAACACUGGAAGAUCAACAACGUCAAGUCUACGACAUCCCAGUCCAAGCUCAGCCAUGUGAGGAUUGUGGAUCAGCAGCACCGGUCUUCAGUCGAACACCAAUCAAUACCCUACCGCCUCAGCUGAGGUCAGAUAUCUUGGAUUAUGUCGCGAAGAAAGAGCACCUGGGCAAGGAGAGGAGAGCUAGACCACAACAAGAUGUGUCGGGAAUGUCGAGAGUAGCUCAGAAGCAUGCGGUGGAGAAGAGGAAGCAAGAGGACUUGGUGAAGGAGAUCAGGGAAGGUCAAGCGAAUCAUGAUUUGCCGAUCGAUCCGGCUUUUAGGGUAGGUGAAGGGAAAUUGAUGUAAAUGGAGGGAAUGUAGUCGGAUUUGUAUGAAGGUUGGUGUAGAUAUUGGUCAUAGUAUGGGUUAUGAUGUGGGAAGUCUUGAAAGAGGUACGAUUAAAAUUGGCAAAGGUAUCGACUGGUUUUUGAAAAUUUCUUUGAUUUUUUAAAAAUUUUUGGGGUUCUCGACAAAACUUGAUGUAACUGGUGGCAAUACUGUUGGAUUUGUAUGAAAGUUGGUGUAUAUAUUAAUAAUUAUUAAUAAAGCAUGGGUUAUGAUGUCUGAAAGUUUGAUAGAGGUACAAUGAAAAGUGUCAAAGAUAUCGACUGGUUUUUGAAAAUUUCUUUGAUUUUUUAAAGAAAUUUUGGGUGGGUGAACAUAACUUGAUGUAACUACUGGGAAAGCGAUAGAAUUUGUUUUAAAUUUACUUUUGUGAUAAAUAAUGGCCUUGUUUAAAGUGACAAAACGUUUGAAAGAGAUUCGUCUAAAAUCGACCGAGAUAUCGACUGUUUUUCAAACUUUUGUUUUCUCAAUUUUUUGUAUUUGAUGUUUUUUUGAUGCCUAAAUUAAUGUUUCCUAUAAUUUUCAGGACGUGAAACGAGUAUUCGAAGUCCCAACAAUGUCGGAUGUGAUGAACUCCAUCGGUCUGGACGUCUUCAACACCCAGCGUAGCCCAGAAACGGCUCAAAAACCCUCAGAAUCCGAUUCAAAGCUCAAAUCAAAAGAACAAACCGAUGCAGAGGUCCAGAAACUUUUGGAACUCAACAACCUGAUGAAGCCUGACCCAAAGAAAGAUCAUGGCAAUAGUGCAUACGAUGAGGAACGAAGGAAAAACGACCGUGAGUUGGAAAUCCUGAAGAAUAAGGUGAUGGGAAUGGCGGAUUUGGUGGAGAAGGAGAAGAUCAAGGCUGGAUUGGCUAGUUUUUCGAUCGAAACCACACCCGAAAUUGACGGAUUGAGUGGGUUUUUGAUUUUUUGGGAUUUUGAAUUUUUUUUUGAAAUUUUGGAUUUUGCACGGUGCAAGGAUAAUUAAUUUUGCACGGUGCAGCUUAAAAAAUAGUUUUUGGGCCGUUUUGGAGUCUAAAAAGUGGUUUUAAGGGUUUUUUGGGUGAGGGUGUAUACACAAAAGUGUAUAGAAAGGGCUGAUUUUAAAAAAUUUUGGGCGGGGUAAUUUUUGAAAAAAAAUUUUGGGGGUGGUUUUUAAAAAUUGAAGUUCUCGUGAAAGUUAAAGUAGGAAAAGUGAUUUUUGAUAACAAGUUUUACAAUUUUAGUUCACCAAACCCAACAAGAACUGGCAAAACAACGAGAAGUGUACCAUCAAACCGAGCUGACACGCCAAAAGCUAGCCAAUGAAAUCGGCCGAGAACAAAACAAGGUUGGCGGCUCCAAAGGCCGAAAGCUGUACUAA